This is a messenger RNA of Symsagittifera roscoffensis, 527 nucleotides long. Its product is annotated as transcription elongation factor 1 homolog. Gene Ontology annotation, biological process: transcription elongation by RNA polymerase II. Gene Ontology annotation, cellular component: transcription elongation factor complex. The transcript has 3 exons. Bases 35 to 286 code for a protein of 83 amino acids. Gene Ontology annotation, molecular function: RNA polymerase II complex binding. Lineage: Eukaryota; Metazoa; Xenacoelomorpha; Acoela; Convolutidae. The record is from RefSeq and is a predicted model, not a curated record.
UUAAGUGAUCAAUAUUUGAUGAUAUUUUUUGGAGAUGGGUAGACGGAGCUCGAAGAGAAAACCAGCUCCGAAAAAGAAGAUUUUGGGAACCCUGGAGACACAAUUCACUUGUCCUUUUUGCAACCACACAAACUCAUGUGAUGUGAAAAUGGAUCGAAUUAGGAAUCUUGGAUCUAUCAAAUGCAGAGUGUGCCUAGAAGAUUACCAGACUACAAUUAACUACCUCUCGGAACCCGCAGAUGUUUACUCGGAUUGGAUCGAUGCAUGCGAAGAGGCCAACAACUAGAAAAAACUGCCAUCAUAUCGAUCACUUUUUCCAGCCUAAUGUGCCAUGUCUGAAGUUAAGUCGGCUCAGUGGAAAGAAUUUCAAAAGUUGUUUCUACCUAAUUUAUCAUGCGACGAUUGUACAAUUUGGUCUCGAGCUUUGAUUGCUGUAAUAGAAAUUUGUUUUUGGUCUCAUUUUGUUGUGUUUUAUCUACUAGUCUUUGAUUUUCUAAAGAAAUUUAUAAUAAAAGUAUUGUUUUAUU